UCUGGCCGAAGGUGGUUCCCCUAGCUGAGGGUGGGAGAGCCCAGCGGGCUGAAACCCGAGCUCUGGCUCAGCUGGGGCUUGAGGAGGUCCCGGCAAGAGCAAGCCUGCUGCCCUGCUCUCACUCAGGCAUCUUCACACCAGUCACCGCGCAGCAGCGGGAAAGAUGGAGCUGGACCGCUGGGCGCAGUUGGGGCUCGUGUUCUUGCAGCUCCUUCUCACCUCGUCCUUGCCAAGAGAAUACACGGUCAUUAAUGAAGCCUGCCCUGGAGCCGAGUGGAACAUCAUGUGUAGGGAAUGUUGCGAAUAUGAUCAAAUUGAGUGCGUCUGCCCAGGAAAGAAGGAAGUGGUGGGCUACACCAUCCCAUGCUGCAGGAAUGAGGACAAUGAAUGUGACUCCUGCCUAAUCCACCCAGGUUGUACCAUCUUUGAAAACUGCAAGAGCUGCCGGAACGGCUCCUGGGGCGGGACUCUGGAUGACUUCUACGUCAAGGGAUUCUACUGCGCCGAGUGCAGAGCAGGCUGGUACGGAGGGGACUGUAUGCGAUGUGGCCAGGUUCUUCGAGCUUCGAAGGGUCAGAUCCUAUUGGAGAGCUACCCCUUAAAUGCUCACUGUGAAUGGACCAUUCAUGCCAGACCUGGGUUUAUCAUCCAGCUGAGGUUUGGCAUGUUGAGCCUGGAGUUUGACUACAUGUGCCAAUAUGACUACGUUGAGGUUCGUGAUGGGGACAACAGUGACAGCCCCAUUAUCAAGCGUUUCUGUGGUAACGAGCGGCCAGCUCCCAUCAGAAGCACGGGUUCUUCACUCCACGUCCUUUUCCACUCUGACGGCUCCAAGAACUUCGAUGGCUUCCACGCUGUCUUUGAGGAGAUCACAGCGUGUUCCUCGUCCCCUUGUCUCCACGAUGGAACAUGCCUCCUUGAUGCAACUGGGUCUUACAGGUGUGCUUGCCUGGCUGGCUACACUGGGCAGCGCUGCGAAAACCUCCUUGAAGAAAGAAACUGCUCAGACCUUGGGAUCCCAGUGAAUGGGUACAAGAAAAUUACUGGUGGCCCUGGGCUUCUCAAUGGGCACCAGGUAAAAAUUGGCACGGUUGUGUCAUUCUUUUGCAAUGGCUCAUAUGUUCUUAGUGGCAACGAGAAAAGAACUUGCCAGCAGAAUGGAGAGUGGUCGGGAAAGCAGCCCACCUGCAUAAAAGCAUGCCGGGAACCGAAGAUCUCAGACCUGGUGAGAAGGAGAGUCCUUUCGAUGCAGGUUCAGUCAAGGGAGACACCGCUACACCAACUGUAUUCCACAGCCUUUAGCAAGCAGAAACUGCAUGAUGCCUCCACCAAAAGGCCACCCCUUCCAUUUGGAGACCUUCCCCCUGGAUACCAACAUUUGCACACUCAGCUCCAGUAUGAGUGCAUCUCACCCUUCUACCGCCGCCUGGGAAGCAGCAGAAGGACCUGCCUGAGAACUGGAAAGUGGAGUGGGCGAGCCCCGUCCUGUGUCCCAAUCUGUGGAAAAAUUGAGAGUGUUGCUUCUCCAAAGACCCAAGGGACCCGCUGGCCAUGGCAGGCAGCCAUCUACCGGAGGACCAGUGGCAUCCAUGAUGGUGGAUUGCACAAAGGCGCAUGGUUCUUGGUCUGCAGUGGUGCCCUGGUGAACGAGCGUACUGUGGUUGUGGCUGCCCACUGUGUGACUGACCUGGGGAAGGUCACCAUCAUCAAGACCGCAGACCUCAAGGUUGUCUUGGGAAAAUUCUACAGGGAUGAUGAUCGGGAUGAGAAGACCAUCCAGAAUUUACGGAUUUCUGCUAUCAUUCUGCACCCCAACUAUGACCCUAUCCUGCUUGACACCGACAUCGCCAUUCUGAAGCUCCUAGACAAGGCCCGCAUCAGCACCCGUGUCCAACCCAUCUGCUUGGCUACCACUCGGGACCUCAGCACCUCUUUUCAGGAGUCGCACAUCACUGUGGCUGGCUGGAACAUCCUGGCAGAUGUGAGGAGCCCUGGUUUUAAGAAUGACACACUACAUUCUGGAACAGUCAGGGUGGUAGACUCACUGCUCUGUGAGGAACAACAUGAAGACCAUGGCAUUCCAGUCAGUGUCACUGACAACAUGUUCUGUGCCAGCCAGGACCCCAGUACCCUUUCCGACAUCUGUACUGCAGAGACGGGGGGUAUUGCUGCUUUGUCCUUCCCAGGCCGAGCAUCCCCUGAGCCACGUUGGCAUCUGGUGGGGCUGGUCAGCUGGAGCUAUGACAAGACAUGUAGCAAUGGACUAUCCACAGCCUUCACAAAGGUGUUGCCUUUCAAAGACUGGAUUGAGAGAAACAUGAAAUGAACCAGCUGCAAGGCUACUGAGAUGCUUUUCCUAGUGUCCAUCUGUUCAUAUGAUGUGUAGCACGGCGCAGACCUGAAGCCUGAGUUUGCCCAUGACCUUGGCUGCUGAAAAGCUUCUGGUUUCAGGGAUAAUACCUCACUAGAGGAUGAGCAGAGUUUACUUUUUGGCAGGGAACUGUUUUCCUGAUUGCUUGGAAACCAUCUAAGAGAUGAUGCCAGGUCCUACAAGAACUGAAUUUCUUCAAAGAAGACUGUAUGAAUAGAAUGAGAACCUCCCAGACCUUGUCUGCCUCAAAAGGGUGUGAGUGUCAUAGUCUAUUUUGGUUGAAAAGGUUGAACUGGGGAGGUCUGGGCUGCACCAAACUUCACUCUAAGUUCCAAAGAAUAGCUUGCAUGACAGCCCAGGUCAAAGGAGUUUGGAUAUGACACAUGCUCCUGUGUACAUUGUCACAAGAUUUUCUGAUCCUCUUCCUUUCUGAUCUUCUGUACACAUUUCAAUAAAACAAGGUCUGACUUCUGACCUA
This is a messenger RNA of Psammomys obesus (fat sand rat), 2849 nucleotides long. RefSeq names its product peptidase domain containing associated with muscle regeneration 1 (gene Pamr1). The record is from RefSeq and is a predicted model, not a curated record. Gene Ontology annotation, molecular function: calcium ion binding; serine-type endopeptidase activity. The transcript has 11 exons. Lineage: Eukaryota; Metazoa; Chordata; Mammalia; Rodentia; Muridae. The coding region runs from base 164 to 2326 and encodes 720 amino acids. Gene Ontology annotation, biological process: proteolysis.